AUGCUACACCUGUUGGGAAGUUCGAAGGAGAUUGCCUUUCUAAGACUCUUCGCUCUCGAACGUCACCUGCAAACCAACUCCGAACCGAUGGGAGCAUACUCGGCUUUUAUCGAAGAAUAUCAUCAAUUGAACUAUAUGCGAGAAAUUGGCGAAGAAGAAAUUUCUGCUAGUUGUCUUUCGUACUAUCUCCCGCACCACGCCGUGGAGAAAGCAGACAGUACAAUCACGAAGCUUCGAGUAGUCUUCGACGCUUCGUGUUCUACUGAUAGUGGGAUCUCGCUGAAUCAAGUACUGAGUGUAGGCCCAGUCAUUCAAGAUGAGCUGUGUGCAAUCAUUCUGCGGUUACGAAGCAUCGCUUCGUUGUUAUUGCUGACAUCGAGAAAAAUGUUUCGGAAAAUUCGAGUCCAUUCCGCUGAUUACCCGCUACAGCGAGUUCCCUGGCGUAGCUCGCCGUACCUUUGA
This is a messenger RNA of Armigeres subalbatus, 462 nucleotides long. RefSeq lists its product as uncharacterized. The transcript has a single exon. The record is from RefSeq and is a predicted model, not a curated record. Bases 1 to 462 code for a protein of 153 amino acids. NCBI's taxonomy places the organism in Eukaryota, Metazoa, Arthropoda, Insecta, Diptera, Culicidae.